Molecule: messenger RNA, 3822 nt
Organism: Anastrepha obliqua
Lineage: Eukaryota; Metazoa; Arthropoda; Insecta; Diptera; Tephritidae
Product: serine-rich adhesin for platelets
Exons: 9
Coding region: 405-3530 (1041 amino acids)
Source: RefSeq, a predicted model, not a curated record
CGAUCGCUGGGUGUGUGCGUGUUCGAAAUGCAAAACGAAGCGAAAGGAAAUUGUUUUUUUUAGUUUUUCGCGUAUUUUUGACAAUUUAGCAAAUUAAAAAAUGUGUUUCCAUAGAGAAAAUGAUAAAAAAAGAUGCAGUGAAAUAAGUAAACUGUUUUUGCUACAACUGCAGUAAUAGCAAAUAAGAAAAAUAAGUUGUUGAGGUACAUAUAUUGCUGCGUUUAUAGCGCAGUGAAAGGUGCAUCAAGCUUUUGAGCCAGUGUACAUAACUACAAGUAUUAGUACAAAUUCCAAUGUAGUAAUCUAAAAGUAAGACAAAAAAUCUAUACAAAGUUAGCGUAUAGCCGUGAAAAACGUAAAAUUGUGCAAAUUAGUAAACUGCAGCACAAGUUACAGUAAGAGAAAUGGAGUUGAGGGACGGUACAGGGGUUGUAUACGCGGAUACUCAGGCGUUUUACUACGCUUUGCUGCUAACUGUGAAUGUAACUUUGACUGCGAUGGUGCUGUUGGCAGCGUGUCUCUGGUGCAGGCGUCAAGCUACAAAGGAUGAGUUGGGGGGUUUGGAGGGUAUGGUAAAAAUGACUAAUCCCGACGAUGUAAUCGUGGUUAAAGUGCCUGCAAUUAGUGAAUCGCAUACGGAUUUAAACGUUUCUGCAGUUUCGAACACCGAUUCGGAAAAAAGAGCAAGCACUGCAGCUCACAGAAGUCUCCCAGAUAUACCCGUUGGAGAUGCCAAUGGCGAUAAUGGAUCUGAACUAUAUGAAACAGUGGCGGACAAACGUAUUCUAGAUGAAGGCAAUAAUGGCAAUAAAAGUCCCACUCCAAGCCUAAAAAAACAAACUAGUGUCUCUCAGCAUAGUUCCAUCAGUCAAGCAGAUGAUGUUAGUUCGCCUUAUUCUAGAGUACGUAAUCCUCCUCAUGAUUACGCCAAAGUACGUAACACGGAGCAUCCCUACGCUCAAGUAAAUCCACCGUCGACCUCAGCAGCGGCUGCCGCAGCAGCCGUGGUAGCUGCCGGCAAUAGCAGUAAUGCCAUUUACAACAGCCAACCGCCAGUGCUUAAUGGCACACUUUCGCGCAACUCAAACCAUAGCAACACAUCGCAAAUCGAUUUAAUAUCUCAAGCAGAAAUUCCAGCUGCUUCUGCCAUCGCAGGUAUGAUCUCAGCGAGUCAAGAUCUUCCAUAUAUGACGCCGCCUAUAACAAAUCAACACUUUAGUGGUGAUUCACAGGACUCUUCAAAAGGUUAUACCAGCAUCAGUGUGCGGGAGCCACUUGCAAAUAUACUAGCACAACAGCCGCCGAAGCAAACACAACGCAUAGCUACACUGACUCGCGAUGCAAAUGAUUCGCAUUAUGCCACCGUGUCAGAUGAUUCUGAUGAAACAUAUGCGGCAAUCGAAGAUCCGAACAAUCGCAGCAAUCCAAAUGUUCUCACUGACAUUUACACAAGCGGCUCAGAGACUUAUGCACAAAUUCAGCCUAUGCAAAUAAAUUCCAUGGUGGUAUCGGUAGAAAUUAAUAAUACAAAUAAUAUCAACUCUCAUAUUAACCCCAAUGCAACUCUUACAAAUAAUGUGCAGUCUACAGAACACAAUAUACUGAGUACAACGUCUAUGUCACAUCACCAUCAACACACUGCACACAGUAGCCACACACAAACGAGGCCUAUUUCUGAACAUACCACUCCUAUACCACCACCUGUCGACAGUCUACGCACACAAAAGCACUCACGACAGCCUUCGUCAUCUUCGAACAACAGUUCUUCGAUUUGCAAUUUAGGUUCUCCAAAGCCAGAAAAGCGACAAGCCAACUCACCGCUACCACCAACGCCCAAAUCGAACAUUACCUCUGGCCGUAGUUCAGUUAUAUCUGUGAUCGAAUGUGGUGGUGGCGCUGGUGAAUUAAAUUUAAGUGGUAUCCUAACAGCAGUUUCGAACACGGUCAUUUCUGCUACAGCCACAGCUACUAAUACGACUGACAUAUCUCCACAGAAAAAUAAAAGUAAAAGCCUUAGUCCAUCCAAAGAUAUCGAAGGCAUGUAUGCAAAGGUAAUGAAAAAGAACAAAUUAUCCCGCCACUCACCUUCUUCACAAAACAACUCUCCCGUAAUGGCGCGUAAAUAUGCUGAUCACAACGCCGUGUUAGGCGUUAGCCCAUUGGACAUGGCUGCUGCUGAACUAAUGGAAACAAAUCGUACUAGUGUAUUUACCAUUCCAAAUAUGUCUACCGACAAAGGUCGCCUUCGGAGCAAUAGUUAUGGUUCCAAGGAUCAUGGCUAUGAAACAAUACCUGCCGAAGCAAUGCGGCCAUCAGCACUUGAAAAUCGCAAAUCGGACUGCUACAGUAGUUUAUUGCGGAAAGAGCGACCGAAAGAGAUUCUACAAAUACCUAUACCACCAGCAGCAAAUGCAAAACCACCGAUAGACUCAGAUCUAAAUAGUGAUAAGCACUAUGAGACUAUUGCCGUACCGCUUGACACUACAAACAACAGCGAUCCGGGCUAUGAAACCCUCCAAAAGCCAAACAAACUAAAUCAAUCCGAUCCAGAAAACGAGAAGAAAUCAUCUGACUACGAUCCCAACUAUGAAGUACUCGAAGGUCCUAAAUCCACAGGUCUUUCCGACGAUGGCUAUGCGAAAAUCAAUGAAAAUAAAAAAUUGGCCGUUGACGAGGACUCUACGGAUGGAUACAGCAAAGUCAAAGGCGAGGAAGGUGAAGAAGGUUCAACUGGUGGUUAUAGUACUAUCGCCACAGAUGCCAAUCACAAUUAUGCCAGCAUCGCUGAAACAAAACAAGAAAUGAGUGGCGCUACACCCGAUACCGAAGAGUCCGAUCACUAUGCACGUAUCGCCGAAGCACCUCGAAUACCGCUAUCAGCCUCCGAGCUGCCAAUCAGCACCUUGCAUACGCCAACGGGCAAACUGCCACAGAGUGUAAGCAUUGCUUCUGGCGGCACACAAGACACCCUAGCAAUUACUUCGCCUUCGUCAAUUAACUCGUCAUCGUUGUUGACCAACAGUUCAACACUGUCAAUCACCAAUGCGCUGACCGGCAGCAGCAGCACCACCAGCACGAUGAGUUCACGGCAAACGCCUUCGACAUCGUCGCAAUAUGAAUCGCUAACUGGCAGUGAAACCGAUCCCAACUACGAAUCUGUUUGCUAUACAAAUACGGAACGUGAAAAUCCUUACGAGAGGCUACAGACCGAAUACUCUGAGACGCAGCUAAGCAGUAGUAGUCCAAUAACGCCAGAUGAACUACGUCAGCAACAACUACAUCAACAGAAACAGAAUAAUGCGCAUACGCACAAUGCAAUAAUAGCAACACCCGGUGGUAGCACAAGUGCUUCAUCAUCAGUAACGACAGCGACGAACUCUGAUUCAACAGCAGCUACAACGGUGUUGUUAAAAACCACAGCAAAUGGACUAACGCCAAAAGCGGGACUAGGGGGGUCAGCAACUAAAGUGCAAAAUACCAGUGAACUGAAUGCCACGGAUGUGGUAGUCGAUGAUUACUUUCAAGUUUAGUUAAUUAAUUAAUAUGUAAUUGGGCUAAGAGCGCAUUUUUGUGGCAAUUAUUGAAUAUGUAUUUAUUAUUAUCGUAAGUAAGAGCACAUACAUAUAUAUAUAUAUAUAUUAUAUAUGUAUGUAUUUUUUUAUAUACCUACAUUCAUGAAUAUAGGCAGCAAAGCUGAUGUUAAAAUUUAUGUGAAGAAAAGUGUGAAAAGAAUGCAUUGGAUUUGGCGCAGCUCCGCAAACAAAUUCGUAAUUUUUUUACGUUCAUUUGGUUGGAAUCACUAGUGGUGUGUACAUAUCAUUG